Staurois parvus is the source of this 317-nucleotide messenger RNA. The record is from the annotation of a GenBank genome assembly. Lineage: Eukaryota; Metazoa; Chordata; Amphibia; Anura; Ranidae.
AGUGUAGCCCCAGCAGUGCCACCUGUCAGUGUGCAUCAGUACCUUGUGUCAGUGCCCAUCAGUGCCACAUAUCAGUGCCUACCAGUGCACAUCAAUGCCACAUAUCAGUGCCCAUUUGAGCUGCCUUUCAGUGUCACCCAUCAGUGCCAGUCAGUGCCACCUAUCAGUGCCAGUCAGUGCCACUUAACAGUGCCAUUGCCCAUCAGUGCCACCUACCAGUGCCUCCUCAUCAGUGCAGCCUAUCAGUGCCCAUCAGUGCAGCCUCAUUAGCGCACAUCAGUGAAGGAGAAAAAUCACUUAUUUACAAAAUUUUAUAA